CCUCUCACCCGGACACUGUCCCCAAGCUCUCCCCUCCCCGUUCACUCGAGCGGAAGUGUGUGUCAAUUUUUCUCAGUUGGCUUAGAGCGGCUGGAGGAUCUGCACGAUCAACACGCGCACAACGGGACCGGCGCAUACCUUCAUUUUGACGCAGAGAAAAAGACGAUUUACACUAAGAUUUGCAGACCGAUACAAUCGUUCAACUACGGGGUUUCCGGUGCAAGGGUGCCAUUCUCACGCGAUUGGAGGGCUCGAAGGCUUGUACCUUCUCCGGGGCUUCCAGAGACGCGUGGAACAGCCCAGUGCAUUCCUCCGCGCAGAGAGGGAGGGAGGGAGAGAGAGAAGGAAAGAAAGUGGCCAGGGGAGUGGUAUCGGCUACAUACACACUCAGAAAUGCAUACUUGUCAGUAGAUGUGUAUCGACUGUGUAUUGAGCAUUAGUUUGAGCCAAAGGUGACGUGGUUAGUUUGCGGAAAACUGACCCAACGAUACGCUAGGAGAUCGCGUUGCUUAUGAGCAAAUGCUUUGAUGAAUAAUUUAAGGUAUUUUGGGCCGAGUGUAGAACUGCUACUAAUUUCCACUGGCUGCGCCUGACGCCACGGAACGGGCCCCGAUGGUGGACUAAAGAAUAACGGCAACACGGAUAGAAUAUAGCACACUCGGUAUUUCCUUGGUAUUGUCCGAAUUGGAUGCGCUGUGGCCCGGCCCGUAACCAUGUUGAGUCGAUGAGGGAGGGAAGAUGGAGCUUCCAAAUCGCCACGGAUCCAGUAUCUCACUAGUUCCUGGAUUAUUUUUUAAACCUUGAUGAUCCUAACGCCAACAAACAUUAUUCCAGGGGCACGACUGGGUAUACCAUUUUUAAAAUAACCCCCCCGCCCCAAAUGUGAUAAAUAUUUUCUCUAAUUUGUCUAAUUUGAAAGAGUGACCGACAUUACCUCUUGACACAAGCCUUAACCAACUAAAAUGACUGAGAAACUGCAAACUGAAGAGUAACUAGUUUGUCUUCACUACAUUUUGUAUUUACUGUCAACUCUUUUUUUCUUGGAGAAGGCGUCUGCCUCUGCCUCUCAAGACAUGUAGAAUUUCUUCGGAAUCGAACAGACUUUUCACUUAUCUACCUCAAAACACCAGCUUAUUUUACACAGCAUAGAAAGGGGAAACGGACGCUUCCCAAAUGAAUACCUCAGUCUCAAUGCAGCACAUGUUUUAAGUUGAGCCCGUUUUCUGUAGCGCUGCAGAUGGCUUCCUUUCCCGACUCGGACCUGCAGACGUGCCCGCUCUGUAAAGAGCUCUGCGGCUCCAACGCUCCAAUUUCCUCCAACUCCUCCACCUCCUCCUCUUCCUCCCACACCUCUUCCUCUUCCUCCAUCACCUCCAGGCGGUUGCUAGUCCUCCCCUGCCUCCACGCCUUCUGCAGACAGUGUCUGGAGGGCCAAAGAAGCCCUGGAGACCCCCUGAAGCUCCGAUGCCCCACCUGCAACCAGAAAGUGUCCAUCUCUGAGGCCGGCAUGGACUCUCUGCCCUCCUCCAACUUCUUGUUCAGCAACUUGCUGGACGUGGUGGUGAGCUCCGAGGAGCAGCUCCACAACAAGAACGGCCACCACAGGGGAGUGAUCGGAAGUGGCGUCCCGGGCUUCCACCACUCCCACGGGAGCCUGCUGAGGCCCCACUGCCUGGGGAACCCCCAGUGCAGCUCCUGUGACGAGGAGAACCCCGCCAGCUCCCACUGCCUGGACUGCCAAGAGUACCUGUGCGACAACUGCGUGAGGGCCCACCAGAGGGUCCGGCUGACCAAGGACCACUUCAUCGAGCUCCUGGGAGACGGCCUCCACCUCGGGCCCCCGACCAACGCCAGCCCUAACCAGGGAGUGUCCCUGGCACAGUCCCUCCAGUCCAACUUCGCCCUGCUUUCCCUCUUCCAGGACCGUAUGAGCUUCUGCCAGCACCAUGACAACGAGGUGUUCCUGUUCUUCUGUGAGACCUGCUCGGUGCCCAUCUGUAGAGAGUGCAGCGUGGGCCGCCACAUCGGCCACAGCUUCGUGUACCUCCAGGACGCCGUCCAGGACUCCAGGACCAUCACCAUCCAACUGCUGGCUGACGCACAGCAGGGGCGCCAGGCUGUGCAGCUGAGUAUGGAGAAGGCCCAGGCCAUGGCAGAGCAGGUGGAGAUCAAAGCCAAAGUGGUUCAGACGGAAGUGAAGGCAAUCGUACUGAGGCACAAGAAAGCCCUGGAGGAGAGAGAAUGUGAACUACUGUGGAAGGUGGAGAAGAUCCGCCAGUUGAAGGCCAAGUCCCUGUACCUGCAGGUGGAGAAGCUGCACCAGAACCUGACCAAGCUGGACAGCACCAUCGCGGCCGUGGGACAGGUGCUGGACGAGGGCCGGCAGCUGGACGUGCUGCUGGCCCGCGAGCGCAUGCUCACCCAGAUCCAGGAGCUCAAGUCGCUCCGGGGCCUUCUGCAGCCGCAGGAGGACGACCGCUUCAUGUUCACGCCCCCGGACCAGGCUCUGUACAUAGCCAUCCAGUCCAUGGGCCUGAUCAGCAGUGGUGCCUUCGCUCCCGUCACAAAGGCACACGGCGAGGGCCUCAAAAGCGCCCUGCGCAGCAAGCCCGCCUCCUUCACCGUGAACGGCUACGACCACGACGGUGAGCCGCGCCUGUCGGGAGGAGACGCCGUGUCGGCGGUCGUCAUGGCGACGUCCGGCGGGACCCUGUCGGCGGCCGAGGUGACUGACCACCAGAACGGUUCGUACACCAUCAGCUACCUGCCCAAGAGCGAGGGUGAACACCUGGUGUCGGUGCUGGUAUGCAACCAACACAUCCAGGGCAGCCCCUUCAAGGUGAUGGUUAAGUCUGGCAGAAGCUACGGUGCCCUGGGGGCAAUGGUGUCUGCGUUUGGGGGCGAGGGGGAAGGAGACGGGCAGCUGUGCCGACCCUGGGGCAUCAGCGUGGACAAGGAGGGCUACGUGGUCGUGGCUGACCGCAGCAACAACCGCAUACAGAUCUUCAAACCCUGCGGUGCCUACCAUCACAAGUUUGGCUCUCUAGGUUCUAGGCCUGGUCAGUUUGACCGGCCAGCGGGCGUGGCAUGUGACAGCCAGCGACGCAUCAUCGUAGCUGACAAGGACAAUCACCGUGUGCAGGUGUUCACAUUUGAGGGUCAGUACCUGCUCAAGUUUGGGGAGAAGGGCACCAAAAAUGGCCAAUUUAAUUACCCCUGGGAUGUCGCAGUCAAUUCCGAGGGAAAGAUCCUGGUGUCGGACACAAGGAACCACCGCGUGCAGCUCUUCGGCCCUGACGGCUCCUUCCUCAACAAAUACGGCUUUGAGGGAGCCCUCUGGAAACACUUUGAUUCCCCCAGGGGCGUGGCCUUCAACCAUGAGGACCACCUGGUGGUGACGGACUUCAACAACCAUCGUCUCCUGGUUAUCCGCCCUGACUGCCAGUCCGCCCGUUUCCUGGGCUCCGAGGGCACGGGGAAUGGGCAGUUCCUCCGCCCCCAGGGUGUGGUAGUGGACCAGGAGAAUCGCAUCAUCGUGGCCGACUCCCGCAACCACCGCGUCCAGGUGUUCGAGCCCAAUGGGAACUUCUUAUGCAAAUUCGGCACGCAAGGCAGUGGCUUUGGACAGAUGGACCGUCCAUCUGGCGUUGGCGUGGCACCCGACGGAGUCAUUGUGGUUGUCGACUUUGGGAACAACCGCAUCCUUAAGUUCUGAAAAGUCUCAAUCAGUGAAUCAACAGACACAACCAGGAGGAGAGAUGGAAGGGAGGAUUCAGAGCAGAGGAACAUGAUGAAAGGAAAACCGUUUUGCCAAAUGUACUUUUUCAGUUUCCUUUAAAUUUUUGGGAUUAUUAUUUGAAUCAUGUGGUGUAUGACUAUGGGGACCACUAAGAAGAUUGAUAUCAAUAGAUUACGACUAAGAGCCAUUGUUUUCUUUUGUCUCGGCUGCUCUGAACUCUCUCCAUCAACUCUCCUCAAGUCGCCAUCUCAGGGAAUUUCUCACUUGUCUUGAAAACCUCUGCUCCAUACCUACCUCAUUUAGCUCCCUUUGAAUGUACUCAUACUCUCUGAGCAGAGAUUUAGUCCGUGAAGUUUUACUAAGAAGAAAAGAAAGUCUACCUCAAUCCUUUUUUUAUUUUAUUUAAGAGUUUUUGUUUUCAUAUUUGCACAGGAUUAAUUGAAUUCUUGCUGUGCAGUCGGAGUAUGAGUUAAGAGAACCUCCUGAAUGUUGUUGCUGAGACAAUACUCAGAGCGCUGUAGACUCUUGUGUGAUUAGUUCUGACCAGAAGGCUUACCCCUCUUCAGUAGUGUCAUUUGAUGUUUGCAGGCUAGUUAGUCAACCUCUUCUUUGUUUGUGCAGCGACCCUGUCUCUCUAAGACUCUGGGACUGGACUGUUGAGUGUUCGGACAGACUGAGUGCUUUAUGUGAUGCCAAACAUGAGACUGAAUCAGAGUUUGCUCAGACCAGGAAGGAAGAGACUUGAUACUGAUGUAGAUGAACCUGAUCAGUCGUACCCAGGAUAUCGUCUUAGCUUUACUGGCCCUGUGAUUAAAGUGGCUUGACCAUGGUCAAAAGAAAUGUGAUGAUUGAGUGGAAUCAUGGGGUAAGCAUUGUAGGGUAGAAAGCCCUCCUUUACCCAAAGUAUCUGAUUCCUGAAUUAUCAACCCUCCCAUGUUGGGCUUCAUUAAUUGAGAAUCAGAUUUGCAACUUGAUUAAGUAAAAGGAGCUUGUUCUUCACAGUCCAGCCCAAUCUAAAGAUUUAUAUUAAUAUGCAAGGAAAAGCAUUGGUCCUCUUGGAUACAGGGACCCACCAAAGGAUUUCAGAUGAGUUGAGUGAGUUGGCCUAUUGUUGAUGUUUUCGUCAGAGAUUUAAUCAUGUUUGACAGACACGUCUUUGGGAGCAAGGAAAAACGUAAACAAAGCCUCAAAGCAGACAUCCAUCUCGUCAAGAGGAUGUACCAAUCCUUUGGUUUUGGAUUGUGAUUGAAAGCCACUCUGAUUGACUUUUGGGGCCCAGGAUUUAAUCCAGUCCCUUGCAACGGGUGUGAUGUCACUACAAAGCCCCGCCCUAUUUAUUGUUGUGUGAUCGGAGUUCAGAAAGGAAUUCCAAAAUAUGUACAUGCAGACCAGUCCUCAUAAGAUGGAGGUCUAGUAGACCAGCUAGUGAAGUCAACCAAAGGUAGAAUUUCUGCACAACAGCUAAGCGUUUGUUUGGCGACUAUUGAACACCGACACUUUGUUGAUUAAUCAUUGGUGUUGGGAGGUCAAAAACACUUGCAUGUAACCGAACCAUACCUUCAAAGCACUGUAACUUCCAGGAGAAUAUAAUACAAACCUAUUGGGGUUCCAUGGGACAAUAUCAGUGUCUCAACUUAAGACGAGAACACCAACCAUGUGAAGCUCUUGAGUUUGGUUUGAAGGAAGAGCUUUCAGUAUGUGGUCUAGGGAAAUAUGUUGGCCUAGUACAUUAUGACAUUUACCUCCCUUGUGCUAACGACAGUUACACUGCCUUGAGACUCAGAAAUUGCAUCUCAAAUUUUCAUUAGCAUCCCAACCCAAUUACUGUUAAACGCUAAUUUAGUUACUAAGAGUAAAACAGAGUCCUGAAUAAUUACGGUUCAUUAGCCACUUCCUUAGCAUAGCAAACAACUAUUAUAGCUCCUUGGCAUGUGUUGGCUGUGAAUCUUACCUCAAAGAAAGGAGUUAGGCAGCUCAUCAUCAGGAUUGAAAUCCUCUGGACUUCUCAUGUACCUCAACUGUUGCAUACCUCAUAUCUCUUCAUGUACCUCGACUGUUGCAUACCUCAUAUCUCUUAAUUUACCUCAGCUGACAGAUACCUACUUAUCUCAUGGAAUUUUUAAAUACCUCUAGUAGGAACUCUCAGACACCUCAACACAUGUACUGUGCAGCUCAAAGUCUGACACAUUAUGUAUAGAUUUUUUUUUACAUACCUCAUUUAACAUAUACCUCAUGCUUUUAAUACACCUUUUGUGUUAUAUGUACCUUACCUGGUGGACCAAAGAUUCCAAUCAUAGUGGCUCUAUUUCAGCUGAAACUGCAAUUGCAUGCAGCCUUCUUGACCACUAGGUGCAGUGGUCACUUUUCAGCUUACUGUUAAUUGUUUGGAAAACAAUGCCUUUUUGAUGUAUGGAGAAACCAAAUACCGCAGAUCUGAGCAUUGUGCCAAAAAUGGUCGGUGAGGGUUCUGUGCCAAACAGGGUUGGCAUUUGGACCAUAUUGUCACAGAAGAAAAAUGUUAUUUGGACCAUAAUAUAAUAUAUAUACAAAUACAUAUGCAUAAGUGUUAUCCAAAUCUUUAGCCAGAGAUAAAUCCCUGUGCUCUAUUGGAUGCAUUUAGGAGGGCUGGCCCCCUGUUUCAUUACCUCAUAAUGCAGAUAAGCAGGGCUGUAACCUGAUUGGCCAACAGUGAGAGAGAUUGCAAUGUCACUGUUGGCUAAGAGUCUUAGUGAUGUCAGAGGCACAUGACCACAUAGACCCCACAUUUCUCUGUCACGCUUUGCUCUUCAAGAGUUUGAGACAGUUGACUGUUUGGGGCACACCAGAAUGACCUCAUUUUGUUCAGCACAGUUUACCAUGAUCUUCUCAGUUAGACUCCUAGCAGUGUGGAUGUAGAGCAAGUAAGGUGUUAGUUGAGGUGUAAUGUAACUUAUUGUGAUGAGUCUAAACUCAAAUUCUAUGACAAUGCAAUCUGUGGUUUAUAGGAACACUUAGUGAUUAUAUUGUCCGUCAAGUGUCCAGCAGGCUGCUCAGGAUCCGGUAUUAAGCGGAGACGCUAGCACAUGAAAGGGCAAGUGAGUUUGAGUCCACUGCUUCUUGGAAACCCAACACCUCGCUUCUUCACCAAUAUGAUCUGUCUUUGUCUCAGUAUUAUUAUAAAAAUGGCUAAUUCAAGUCUGCAUCAAUCUUGUUUUUGAUCUUUGCUCUUAAAGAGAAAAAACAUGUAUUUUAAGAUUAUUUUCCCCCCUUUUCUUUAGUUGCAUGCUUUAAAAAGUCCUUGUAAUGUACCAACGUCUCCCAGACAGGUGUUGAAAACUCAGACGGAAAGUUUAUUGGAAUUUUGGGAUGGUUUUUAUCACAAUUAUUUACCCAAAGAUGUGUGUGUGUUUAGAAUUGUGUUGGAUUGAACAUUUGAACCUUUGACCUUUGCGAUUGUAUUUCCUGUUCUGGAGAGAUUCUGCAGAGCCCGAUCUGUGCUCGGCCAGCCAUGCCUGGGAAUCUUGAUAUGUUGAUUAGAGCUGAAAAUAUGGCCUUAUAGCUGGUUAAACAAAGCAAAGCAAAUACAUAUGAUCAAGCAGUCUGCAGUGUUAUGCAGAGUGGCUGGCAUCUUUUCCCGCUCUUUAAAACAUCCAGGAAGUACAGUUGUGGCUGCCGAGCAUGUGACUGGUUUUCUGUACUAUUGGGUGGGUUUUCAACAUAUUGUUUUUUGGCCUAUCAAAAAGAGAAAAUGUGAAACAGUGUCACGUAAUGUGUGCAAGGUUUUAGACCUCUUUUAAUGAUUGUAUAAUCUUUAAACAAAAAAAAAAAAACAAAAAAAAAACUCAGGUAGUUAUUGUGGGUCUGCCUUGCGGGUGCCCUCAAUGAAACGUGUCCCAUAGUAAUGGUGUUGUGUUCUUUCUGUUUUGACCUCUGUCUUUUCUCUGUGUGUGUCCAUGCCCGUAUUAUAAAAAAAAAAAACGUUAUUUCUCAAUCUGGAAAAACAAAAUGAUAAUGUUGCUUUUGGAUAAUUUUCUUCACAUUUCUUCUGAUUCUGAUUCUUACUCUUUCCUUUUUUUUCUUGAAACAAUUAUUUGAUGAACACAAAAGUUCAAAUACUCCCGACCACAUGAUUCUUGUAAAUCCUUUUGGAAUGUAUUUUUUUGAAGAAAAGGGUUGUCAGGUUUCGUGUUGAUUCUCACUCAGUGACCGAUAACCCCCACAACAUGGGACAGGACAGAGACCCCAUAUUCCUACCAAGGACCAGUACAGCCAAUUCUCCUUACUAAAUACAAACACACUAAACACAAACAACACUAAUAUAACAGUUUAAUUUUGAUAUUCUGUCGAACGGUCUUGGAACAUGGAUGUCACUAUCGCUACCAUGUUAAAGUUGUUAUAAGCAAUUUUUUUACCUCUUUUACUCAGUCAUGUUCUGUCCUGUGGGUGGGCGGCUGUGUGUGUGUGUGGGUGUUUGUGCACAGCAUCUUUAUUGUUAUCGAACAGAAAUCCACUGAAUGUAUACUCCUCACAGUCCAAGAGUCAGGGGACAGCAGGGUGGCCAGCUGAGUUUAGAUGGGUGCUGCUAGUGCUUCCAUGCCCAUGCGUCUGUGUGUGUGUGUGUGUGUGUGUGUGUGUGUGUAUACAUGUACUUGUGUACAUGCGCUCAAAAGAAAGAGUGUGUGUUGCCAUGCGCUCAUGUUUGACAAAGUUGUGUGUAUGAAAGUAUGAUUGUCCCCCAUCCCCCACCCCCUGAUCCUCAUUACACCCCCCCCCCUCCCAGCUACCCCCUCCCAGCUACCCCCUCCCAGCUACCCCCCCCCCCUCCCAGCCCCCCCCUCCCAGCCCCCCACCUCUCCCCACACACACAGGGAUGACUGGAGGUGCACAUGUCAGGUCUUCAGUCUAGAUAAGGCGAAAGAGACUAAAAUAUAUUGGCCACCUGAUGCUCUUCCUGUUUUCUUUGGACUUUAAACAUUUCCUAUGCAGUUUUUUUGUUUACACUUAAUAAACUUUUUUGUGAU
Molecule: messenger RNA, 8739 nt
Organism: Osmerus eperlanus (European smelt)
Lineage: Eukaryota; Metazoa; Chordata; Actinopteri; Osmeriformes; Osmeridae
Gene: trim71
Product: tripartite motif containing 71, E3 ubiquitin protein ligase
Exons: 7
Coding region: 1238-3715 (825 amino acids)
Molecular function (GO): protein binding; zinc ion binding
Source: RefSeq, a predicted model, not a curated record